Dioscorea cayenensis subsp. rotundata (Guinea yam) is the source of this 1305-nucleotide messenger RNA. RefSeq lists its product as uncharacterized. The transcript has 3 exons. The record is from RefSeq and is a predicted model, not a curated record. NCBI's taxonomy places the organism in Eukaryota, Viridiplantae, Streptophyta, Magnoliopsida, Dioscoreales, Dioscoreaceae. The coding region runs from base 1 to 1305 and encodes 434 amino acids.
AUGGCAAGCAAGCAAGCAAUCCAUAAGGCAGAUAUGGCAUUUGCUAGGUGGUGUUUUGAUGCUUGCAUUACUUUUAAUGCUAUGCGGUCACCUUAUUUUCAAUCAAUGUUAGAUGCUAUUGGGAGUAUUGGUGCUGGAUAUAAAGCUCCUUCUUAUAAUGACAUGCGAAUUAAUUUAUUGCGGGAUUGCAAGAAAGAAUGUCAGUUGCUUAUCGAUAGCUACAGAAGCCAUUGGGCUAAUUGUGGAUGCACAAUUAUGGGUGAUGGAUGUACUGAUCAAAGGCAAAGAACUUUUAUUAACUUUUUGGUGUAUUGUCCUACAGGAAUAUCAUUUGUGAAAUCUGUUGAUGCUUCAGAUAUUUUGAAAGAUGCCACCAAUUUAUGCAAUUUAUUCAUGGAGAUUAUUGAGUGGGUUGGACUGGAUAAUGUGGUUCAUUUGGUGACCGAUAAUGUAAGCAAUUAUGUUGCCGCAGGAAGGUUAAUACAUGAAAAAUAUGAUCACAUCUAUUGGUCUCCUUGUGCUGCACAUUGUUUGAAUUUGAUUCUGAAAGAUAUUGGCAAAAGAGAUCAUGUAGCAGAGCUUGUAUCACGUGCUUCCAAGGUGACUAUUUUUGUCUACAAUCAUAUAUACAUAUUAUCUUGGUUGAGACAAAGAUCUGGAUGGAAAGAGAUUGUGCGUGCAGGAGCAACACAUUUUGCUACUACAUUCAUUACUUUGAAAAGUAUCUAUGAUCAUAAACAUGACUUGCAAGCAUUGGUGACAGAUAAGUAUUACACAAGCCAUAAGUUAUCUAAAAGUCCAGCAGGUAAAAAAAUUACUUCUAUUAUCUUGGAUGCCAAAUUUUGGGAAGAAUGUUUAUUUAUGGUGAAGAUUGCAGCUCCCAUCAUUAGGCUUUUACGUGUUGUUGAUGCUGAUGAGAAACCUUCACUUGGUUAUGUUUAUGAAGGCAUGAUCAGGAUUCGGAAAGCAAUCAUGUCCAUCUUCAAAAACAAGUCUACAAUGCAUCAAUACAAAAAGAGAAGUUAUGAUCCGGUUGAUUAUGAUUGCAUUGAUAAAACAGACUUUUGGAUAGUUGAAGAAGAAGAAGAAGCAGAAUUAGUAGAUCAAGAUAUGGUAGAAGCAAUAUAUGGAGAAGAUGCUAUUCCAACUUUGGAUGAAAGCCACAAUCAAGAUGAUGUGGAUAUGAAUGAAGAAGAAGUGGAUUUUGAAUUAUUUGGUCAUGCAAGCUAUGAUGAUGCAUUUGAUCAACAAGAAUACUUGGGGCAAAGAGAUGGCAAUGAGAGUUGGCCACAGCAUCAACCAUGA